CACGGCGUCUCCGGCGAGGUCUUCGCGCUCAACGACCGCCAGCUGCGCAUCCGCGGCUUCAACUACGACGGCGAGGGCCCGGCCGCCGUCUUCUGGGUCGGCAAGGGCGAGGUCUCCGCCGACGGAUACAUCGUCCCGUUCCUCGAUUCCUGCUUGGAGGAGUCAGAGCUGUCGCGCUUCGAGGACGAGACUGUCGAACUCGAGCUCCCGGACGGCAUGACCCUUGCCGAUAUCGACUAUUUCUCCGUCUGGUGCGAGCUCGCCAACGCCAAUUUCGGAGACACCUCCGUCGCCGACGACGCCCCCGCUGAGGUCCGCAUCGGCGAGCUCUCCGAUGUCGGCGGCCACGGCGUCUCCGGCGAGGUCUUCGCGCUCAACGACCGUCAGCUGCGCAUCCGCGGCUUCAACUACGACGGCGAGGGCCCGGCCGCCACCUUCUGGGUCGGCAAGGGCGAGGUCUCCGCCGACGGAUCCUUCGUCCCGUUCCUCGGUACCUGCGAGGUCGAGAUGAAGCUGUCGCGCUUCGAGGACGAGACUGUCGAACUCGAGCUCCCGGACGGCAUGACCCUUGCCGAUAUCGACUACGUCUCCGUCUGGUGCGAGGCUGCCAACGCCAAUUUCGGAGACACCUCCGUCGUCGCAGCAGACUUGGACGUCCCCACGCUCGAAGAACCCAAAUGCUCCGCCGACGGCGCGGAUCAGUCCGACCAGGCCGAGGAACCGUUUCCGGUCCGCGAAGGCUGGAACUGUGAGGAGCUCAGUGAUAAGUUCCAGGCCAGAUGGAGGAUCGACGGCGAGAAUGUACAGGUCGAGCUGCUUGGUAGAGUCAAGGAGGGCGACUAUAUGGCCUUUGGUAUUAGUGGAAGCGAUGACAGGACUAACAUGGAUGACAGUGAUAUUACCGUUGCGUAUUUUAUCGACGAUAGUCCCAACGCUAUUGACUAUCACGUCACGAAGCGAGCCCCUUGUACGUCGGGAGAAGGUGUAUGUCCAGACGCUGUCGCUCGCGAUACCCCUGGCCAGAAUAACAUUGAUGACGUCACGGGUAACGUCACGGAUGACUUGACCCGCAUCGAAUUUACUCGUCCCUUGGCUGCCGAAGACGAGAUUCGGGAUCGUCCUAUUUCCGUGGAUGGUGACACCUUCAUUGUUUGGGCCCUCGGCAGCCUCAACCCCGCCUCCCUCGUCCCACUGGCUCAUCGCCCCGACCCCAGUGCCCGCGCAGAGAACACUGCCUUCCAGUUUGGCCGCGAGGUCAGCAAUGCGUGUAGCAGCUUGACUGCCGGUGAGGAGACCGAGGCAGUCAUUCCUGGCUUUAUUCGCCCGACUAUUUCGGGAACCACCGAAAUUACUGCUAGGAUCGGACCGAACGGCGGAAGCCGCGGCGUUGAGGGAAUUACGGAGAGGCCUUCUUGGGGCUUUGCCUGGUUCAUGUCUCCGACGGGGACUACAGGCGAGGAUGUUAUCAUUCCUGCCAUUGCCGUCGAGAAGGGGAAGACGUAUACGUUUACCGUUCACGGCGGCGAAGAGGGUGUCGAUGACACAUUCCAUCCGCUCUACAUCACCGACAAUGCCGAUGGGGGCUUUGAGACGAAAAGCCCGGAAGACCGGGCAAAAGAGACUUUGUAUGCCGGCGUUACUGACAUUAUCAGAGAUGAGGAUGGUGGCAUCACCAGUUACACGGCAACGGGUACUGGCUCUCUCUGUGAGGUUGUCUCGAAUCUUGAUGGCGAUACCGCUACUUUGGAGAAGUGGGAGGACUACGCCGAAACUCUCGAUGUGUCUUGCGCAGAGGACGAGGCGAUUUCUUCUAAAGCUGGAACUCUUGAGUGGACAGUUCCCAUGGACGCACCCGACGAGCUCUAUUAUCAAUGCAUCACUCAUCCGUUCUUAGGAUUUAAGCUCGUCAUUUUUAAUGAAGGUGAGAUCGACCAGGACCGUCUAGAGAGUGCCAGUGGGGGUGGGGAGCUCGGACAGGGAGAAGGAGAGGAGGGAGGAGAGGAGGAUAGUGUAUGUGAAGUUACGUUCGACGGCGAGAAACGGACGUUUGCCGGAUGCCAGAGCGGUCUGAAAGGUGGCGUCGAGGUGUACUGGACGAUCCGAGAGGAUGAUGGUGAGAUUGAUACUCUGUUUCGGGCUCCGACUAAUGGUGGCUACGUGGGCUUCGGAUGGGGAUACGAGCAGAUGGUCGGGAGCAAUGCCGUCAUUGCCUUCCAAGAUUCCGACGGGAACGCUAAGAUCGGAGAUUACUUUCUGGAAGCUCAGGAUCCCGAGGGAGUCAAUCCAAGCGAUAAGCUGCAAAUUUCCAACGAAGAGGCCGCUAUCGAUGGCGAGUUUGUCCUGGGCGCGUUUACUCGCAAGCUCGUGUUGGAGGGUAGUCCCACAAUCAGCAAGGGGGAGACUCUCGCAAUAUGGGCGGUUGGAGCCGUGCCCGGCUCAGAUGGCAGACUGGAACAGCACGGUGAGAGAGGAGGUGGUACAUUCGACCUAUCGAAAACGUCUGGCGGUUUUGUUGCGGAUGACGGAGAUAGAAACUUCUUCAUCGCUCAUGCUGUUCUCAUGCUUGUCGCAUGGCUUGCGCUCACACCUGCUGCAGUGGUCAUCAUGACGCAUCUCAAGGGCUACAACCCGCUGGCUUUCCAACUUCACCGAGGGCUGAACGUCACCUCCGCGGCUGUCGUUGUAGCCGCGUACGUCAUGGGUGUUGUGAAUGGGUCGCAUACGGCCAAGGCUCAUCUUGCUCUGGGCACGAUCGCUUUCAUCUUUGUGCUCCUCCAAGUAACCAGUGGCGUCCUGCGACCGCACAAGGAGACACCCAAACGCAAACCGUGGUAUAUUCAGCAUGCGGUUCUCGGGCAUAUUGCAUUGACUCUUGCCAUGGCAAAUGCUCUAGUCGGCAUGCGCACGACAAAUGUGUUCGAUGUGAGUACCGGGUGGUAUGUAGCUUGGGGCGUGUUGGUCGGGGUUUAUUUGUUGUCUCAUCUCCUACUCUUUGCGUUCAGGUCAAAACUUGAACCCGCGCCAGUGUCGAGGACUGCAGAGGAGGAAAGGUCGGCGGCUUAG
Messenger RNA from Chondrus crispus (carragheen), 3063 nucleotides. RefSeq lists its product as hypothetical. The annotation marks the transcript as partial. Lineage: Eukaryota; Rhodophyta; Florideophyceae; Gigartinales; Gigartinaceae. The transcript has 3 exons. The record is from RefSeq and is a predicted model, not a curated record.